Molecule: messenger RNA, 720 nt
Organism: Athalia rosae (coleseed sawfly)
Lineage: Eukaryota; Metazoa; Arthropoda; Insecta; Hymenoptera; Athaliidae
Exons: 3
Coding region: 223-687 (154 amino acids)
Source: RefSeq, a predicted model, not a curated record
GUUCAGUUGUUCGAUGGUCGUCUUUAACGAGGCGCAUCUUUCUUCUAAACUAGCUGCCGUGCGGCUCUGGGCUUCAGAUCUGUCAUGUAAUUUCUGAAAUAAUUAUACGACAAUCAUCUGCAGACGCUGCAAAUCUCCUUCUAAAGACAUACGUUGUAAUUCCAACUUGGUGGAACGUGCUUCAUUACGACCUAAUUCAUCCUUUUCAGGGAAUUCAACGCGAUGAGAGCUAUUCAGGAUGAGAUGCAGGAAAUGAGAUCGAAAUUAUCCACCGUUGUCGAAACGCUUUCAAACGUAGUGGACACUCUCGUCAAGUCUAGCAAGGAUGAGGACGAAAAAAGUGACGACGAAUCCGCUCAGCCACAAAAUUUGACACAUGAGAAAGCUGUUCAAUUCAAUGAGCGAAAAAUCAGACCGCGUAAUUCCGACCGAGCCGGAUUCUGCUGCUUCAAAUCGCACUCUGUGAAAAGUCGGGACAGUGACUCCGAUUAUUAUAGACCACGACAAAAUCUUACUCCUGAUUCAAAAUCUCAUAAUAGACGUUCCGAACCAGACGUUACCGAAGAUCGAAUUCCACCCGAAAUCAAAUCAAGUUCAGAAAGCAGCGGUUCCAUAGGGUGUCAGAAUCUGACCGCGUGUCAUUUUCUGCAACGAUUACUGUAUCGUGCAAGAUUAUUGUUUUUUUAAUACACCUGAACUUGAUAAAUAAAAAUAACUUUA